Molecule: messenger RNA, 805 nt
Organism: Styela clava
Lineage: Eukaryota; Metazoa; Chordata; Ascidiacea; Stolidobranchia; Styelidae
Product: intraflagellar transport protein 20 homolog
Biological process (GO): protein localization to cilium; cilium assembly
Cellular component (GO): intraciliary transport particle; cytoplasm; ciliary base
Source: RefSeq, a predicted model, not a curated record
AUUUAAAAUUGCAUUGUAGAAAUACAGAAAUAGGUAAUUUAAAUUAAAUUCCAGAAUACUAGGCAGGAAAUGAAGAUGUCUGCUGAAGAUGCUCUGAGUCGAGCUGGUUUACAUUUUGAUGAUUUGAACAAAUUAAGAGUGUUAGAUCCUGAAGCUGCUCAACAAACUGUUGAAUUAAAGGAUGAAUGUCGUGAGUUUGUUGCAAAGAUUGCAGAUUUUCAAAAACUUGUUGGGAGCUUCAUAGAUAUCACUGAUAAUUUAUCCAAGGAUGUUGAAAAAGAAAAAAUGAAGGCGAUCGGAUCAAGAAAUUUGCUGAAGUCAAUUGCAAAACAAAGAGAAGCCCAGCAGCAACAACUUCAAGCUCUUAUUGUAGAGAAGAAAACACAAUUAGAAAGGUUACGCAUGCAACAUGAAGCUUUGCAAAAGCAAGAAGCAGAACAAAUAGAUUUGAUUGAUCAAUUUUCAACCACUUGAUUGAUAUCUAGUCUUGUUUGUUUGUAAUAUACCAGUGGAUCCAUUCUGAAGCUGACAUUCCUUGAUUCCUGAUCUUUUUAUACUUCAUCCCCUGUAUAACUCUGAACUUGGUAUAAAAAUUGGUUAAUGGGCAUUUCCCAAACAGUUCAGUGUUUAUUCAUCCAUUGUUAGCUUAUUACAAUGUUUAAAUUUUAAAAUGUAUAGUAUGAUCCCAUUCUAGUUAGGCACAUGAAUGUGAAUAAUUGUUGUUUUGUUAUUUUUGUCUAUAUUUUAAUACUGUUCUAUUUUCACUGUGUAGUUUUCAUAAAAAAAUACAAACACAUUUUGUGUA